CAGCAGGUAAGGGAGGAGGGACGUCUGGAGAAGGGCAGCGGCUCAGUCCGCGCGUGCUCGGCUGGGCGCUAACAUGAGAGGCUGGCAGAUAGUGUGUUUGAUGGUGGUGGUGACUGCGGCGGGGCACAGCGGGACUCAUGCGGCACAGAUUCUCCGGUACACAGAGUCCCGGCACUCCAGGAGCGAGGAGGGAGUACCGGGCAGCAAUGUCACCGGGGGCUGGAGCUGGGUGGACCACCAUGGGCAGCGCCGCCACGUAUGGUAUGUGGCUGACACUGGAGGGUUUAGGGCCUUUGGGGACAUAACACCACAGGGUGACUCUGCGCCCCUUCAUAUUGGUGUUCCCGUUGUGGUGGCCAUCCUUCCCGCCCCGCCACCCUCAAGGCCCCAGCUGAAGGGAAGCUCUGCAACACAGAGCACCCUGACCCUUGACCCUGCACAGGGAGGCAGCCAACAACAGGACUCAACAGGGACGAGGAUAGAGUCUGUCACCAUUCAAGCAGAACAUGAAAAGAUAACUCCAGUGACUGAUACAAACCUUCAAAAAAAUUUUGAAGCCUCUUUACAAGAUGGGAUAAUAGAGAAUCCAAAUGCUACAACAAGUGUUGGUCAGGAAAAAGAGACCAUUACUGCCACCACUGCUACCACCACCACCACAAGCCCUGCCAAGACUGCUUCUACCAAAACACAAGACUCGAUCACAGAGACACCUAUCCCUUGUGCAACUCACCCUCCCAGAACAAGCCCAAAUGGAGAGCCUCUGACUCCAACGGAUGAUACAAAACAUGGGUUGCCGAAGAGUUUGUCACCUGCUGAAUCAAAUUUCCAGAAGGAUAAAUCAACAGAUCACCUUCCCAUUGCCAGCUUUCUCACUGCUAAACAAAGCCCCAUCACUCCCUCAGACAACAACUUUGUAGCAUCAGUGUUUGAUAAGCUCAGCACAGUACUUGGGGCCCCUGCUGACAACAUGCAAAAGCCUCUCCUUCACAGUCAACAAGAGAAUGAAGUGGUUAGUGUCAGCAGUACCCCUGAGAUUGCCUUAAGCCCUCCUUCGGACUUUGUAUUAAUCAACCGCUUACGGGCACCAACUAUUCCAAAGCCCCGGGUGGGCACACAAAGACUAGUGCCCAAACCUGUGAGUGUGGUAGGCCGAACAGCCCCCGUCGUGAUGGGUCUCCACAGUUCUGGCAAGCCUUCCACUGUGACACCACAGACACAUGCUGCCAGUGACCUUGAACCUUUAGGGAUCCACCUGUUGAACUUGGUGCCAACCCCACAGAAAACUGUGACUGCAAACAGACCAGUGCCUCGGCCAGCACGGGUAGUUGGAGAGCCCAACUUGGACACCUUCUGGAGUCCAGCACGUGAGGCACGGAGAACAUCCCCACCCUUCAAACAAUCACGCCCAAGUGAAGACUACGACUAUUUGUAUUAUGAUUAUUAUGACUACACUGACACCGGAGGUGAAAACACUGGGGGGCCAGUGGGAAGUCCAUCUCAUAAAAUGAAAACUAAAACAGUUCGUAGUAAUAGUGAAGAAUACUCUUUAGAAACAGACUACUCAGGCAGUGAAGAGAGUGAAGACUCAAGUGAUAGUCAGUAAUGCAUUUCUCUGUGAUUUUAGGAAGGGGAUGUUUUAUACUCAGCAUAGGUACUAGUGAUCUAGUGCAGCUCUUGGUGAAGCUCUAACCAAAAACACAAAGGCAGGCUGCCCCUCACAGCAGAGAAGGAGGCUGAGUGAGGAGUGAGGGGCAGAGGCAAGCAGAAGACUGUGCAAGGGACAGAAGAAGAGGUCGGGUUGGUGACGAUGGAGUCUUUUGAGUUAUGCCAAGUGGAGAGUCUAGCCUUGAUGAAGUUAGUUUCUUCAGUUUCUCUUCAUGUAAAUAAACAAAACUGUAAUAAAAUAAUUCUAUGAACCAUAAAGGCCACUGAGUCUGGAGAAUCAACCCUAUGAAUGUCUACAGAAAUUGAUUUGCGACUUUGAAAAUGUGGAUUUGUUUUAAUGAUUGAAAAAUAAUCUAAGUGUGUGUGUGUGUGUGUGUGUGUUCAUAUGACAGUCCCUCCAGUUCUGGAACCAUCUUUGGUGCCAUCCUUUGUAUUCUUUGUAGUUUUUUCACGUGUUUCUUAUGGGGAGACAACACAGUUUCUGCAUAUUCCAACUUUGGUCUCAUCACAGUGGUAAUCACCUUUUUCAUCAUAUCUUUAUCCAUGUAGUGGAAUGCUAUUCCUAUAUUCCUUAGCAUUCUAUAUGUAUCCCCGAAUAUACUAUUUACAUGACUCACUGACUGUUGAUCAUCUUGUAUUAUCACUCCCAGAUCUCUCUCUUCUUGAGCUUGUAAUAUUUCUCCAUCUCCAUUCUAUAUGUCCAUUUUGGUCUCCCUUCACUCUUUCCCAUUUCCAUUAUAUGACACUUCUUCACAUUAAAUUCCAUCUCCCAUUUCUUACUCCAAUCCCAAAUCUUAUUUAGGUCUUCUUGCAGAAUUUCGAUCUUUAUUAUUUCUUAUGUGUCUCAGCAAUUUCGCAUCAUCCGCAAACAAACUCAUAUAUCUAUUUACUUUCUCCAGCAUAUCAUUUAUACUAGGAAAAAUAUUGGUGCCAAUAUCCGAUCCUUGAGGCACCCCACUGUUUACAUUUUUCCAUUCCGACUUCAUGUCCUUUACCACUGUUCUCAUUUAUCUUCCCUUUAAGUAACUUUCCAUCCAAUUUUUCAUUUUCCCUUUGAGUCCUCCUCUGUUUUCCAGCUUCCAUAAUAAUCUUGUAUGUGGAACUCUGUCGAAAGCCUUUUUCAAGUCUAAGUACACGCAGUCCACCCAUCCAUCCCUCUCCUGUGUUAUAUCCGUCACUCUCGAGUAAAAGCUCAAUAAGUUUGUUACACAUGAAUGCCCCUGUCUAAAGCCAUACUGUUUUUCUGUAAUGUCUGUCUGUGUGUGUAUGUGUGUGUGUGUGUGUGUGUGUGUAUUUACCUAUUUGUGGCUUACAAGGCACGAGCUAAGCUUGGAUAGUCCUGUCUCCUUGUCAAUAUUUGUCCAACCUCUCCUUCAUUUGAUGGACACUCCUCGCCUCCACAAUCUGUACCUUUAGACCAUUCUACUCAUCUACACUUCUGCAUGGGAAACUGUACUUUUUAUUUUGUUUAUGUUCCCCUUUUUCAGCUUCUUACUGUGUCCUCUCAGCCCCCUCUUCCCCUCUGUCACAACCAGGUCACUUGUAUCCAAUUCGUCCAGUCCACUAGUAAAUUUAUAAAAAGCUAUUAGAACUCCUCUCCUCAGUGUCAUCAGUUCCAUUUCUUCCAAUUUGUUCUCAUAUGGCAGACUCAACAACUCCGGUACCAUUUUGGUCGCUAUCCUCUGUAUCCUUUCCAGCUUCCUUAUAUCUUUUUCCUGUGGGGGGACCAAACCAACGCUGCAUAUUCCUGUCUUGGUCUUAUCAUUGCCAUUAUAAUUUUUUCAUCAUAUCCUUACCCAUAUAAUGAAAUGCCAUUCUAAUGUUUUACAACAGACUAUAUGUGUCUCCAAAUAUUUUAUUUAUGAGCUUAUCAGGGGUCAGUGUAUUAAACAAUCACUCCAAGGCCCUUUUCAUUGUUUACUGCAUCUAUAUUAUCUCACUCAUCUUAUAUGUUGCUAUGUGUUUGUUCUUACUCUUUCCCAUUCUCAUUAUAUGGCAUUUCUUUGUGUUGAGUUCCAUUUCCCACUGCUUGCUCCAUUCAUGUAUCUCAUUCAAGUCAUUUUGAACCCUCUCACAAUCUUCUUUUUCCUUUAUCCUUAGGAGCUUGACAUCAUCUGCAAACAAACUCAUAUAACUUGUCACUUUUUCCAGCAAAUCAUUCAUGUAUAUUAAAAACAUUAUUGGUGCCAGCACUGACCCCUGUGGCGCUCCACUCGUCACUGUUCUCCACUCUGAGUUUUCGUCCCUCACCACCUUUCUUAUUUCUCUGUUUAUCAUCAAUCAAUCCCUCAUCCAGUUCCUUAUACAUCCUCCCUCCUCUUCUGUGUUCCAGUUUCCAUAGUAAUCUAUUAUGGAGUACUUUGUCAAAUGCUUAUUUAAAAUCCAGAUAAUGCAAUCCACCCAUCCAUCUCUCUCCUGCACUAUGUCAAUUACUCUCGAGAAGAAUCAGACAAGUUUGUAACACAUGACCUUCCUUGUUGAAAACCAAACUGGCUGUUACUUAUUAUAAAUCUCUUCAUUUUCCAAGUGGUCAACCCAUUUCCUUUUGAUUACUCUUUCACAUAAUUUACAAACACUUGUGAGUGAGACAAGUCUCUUAUGUAGUGUUUUUUCUCUUAUUCCAUUUUUAUACAUGGGAAUUACAUUGGCCCUCUUCCAUUAUCUUGGUACUGCAGCAGUCCUAAUUGAGCAAUUUAUAAUGUCAUAAAUUGGCUCUAUCAGUUCUUCACAACAUUCCUUUAAUACUUGGCCUAAUAUAAUUAUCAUCUGGUCCCAUUGCCUUUUUGCCAUCCAGUGACUUCAUAAGGUUUAAUUAAUCAUAUCUGUCCACAUCUAUGUUUUCCAAUUUUUUAACUGUUCUUCCACCUAUCGUCAUGGGUUCAAAUUCAGACUCAUUAUUGAAUUCCUUUUGAAAGCUUUUGUCUGACACUUUUCUGAUCUUUUUCUCAUCAUACACCUGCUCAGUAUCCCUUAUCCUAAUUACACUCUCACUCUUUUUAGUUUAGUCUUAAGGUAUUGAUAGGACAAUUUUGGUUCACCCUUACAGUUUUCCACUAUGUUCUUUCAAAAAAAAUUCUUCUUCUCUUCUCACUCUUUUAUAUUCAUUUCUAAGAUGUUUAUAUCUUUCUUUGUUGGUUUCAUUCUUUCUUCUUUUCCAAAUUCUCCAAGGUCUAUCUCUAUUUUGUGUUACCUCAAAACAUCUUGCAUUAAACCAUUAAUGUUUUUCCAUUCUUCUUUACUACAUAGAAUGGCACACAUUCAUUUACUACUUCAUUAUACACCUUUAUGAAAUAGUCGUACUUCUCUUACACACACUUAUAAAUUGCUUCAUCGCCAUCCAGUUUCUGCUAUUAAAAAAAUCUGUUAUUUCCUUCUACUUUGCCGUGUUAUAAUUUCUCCUCUUAUUUUUAUGUUCUUUAACCCAUCCCCUGCAAAUGUCUGGGAUUUGGCCUUCACUGGUAGCCUGGUAACACAUACUCCCAUGUCUUUCUCUGGCUCUGUGGUGGAUAGUGGAGUGUUUCCCAUGUGGUAUUGGUAUGCUGGAUAUCCCCUCCCAAGGUGCAGGAAUUUACAUUUUUUUUCAUUGAAUUGUAACAGCCACUUUUUGUUCCAUUCCUGAAGCUUGGUAAUGUCUUCUGGUAGGAAAUCUGCAGUCAAGGGGUUAAAGUAAUCUUGAUAUUCUUCAUCCAGUUCGAUUUCCAGGAUUUCCUGGUCACUUUUCUAAAUGGGCAUUCAUGUUUCACUUCUGAUAUCUGAGUCCUCUUUGUAAAUAUUAAAUCCAGUCUUGCUGGUUCAUCUCUACCUCUAUGUCUAGUUUCCUCCUCUACCCAUUGUGUCAAGGUUACUCUCUAUCAUUUCCAGUAACUUUUCUCCCCAUGUAUUUUCAUCUCCUGCUUCAAACAACUCCCAGUUCACUCCCUUGCAAUUAAACUCUCCAAUAAGCAUAACACUUCUGGUAUCAUAUUUCUUUAUCCAACACAAGCACUGUAUCCUCUAUCAUCCUCACAUAUCCUUUAUCCAGUGUGUCGUGUGUGUAUGUGUGUGUGCGUGUUAUUCACCAUAGCAUGAUCACGAGUUGUACUCGUCAUCACAAGCAAGUACCCUCCUGUCAAGAGCCAGGCUCAUUAUAGUCGAUCUCUGGGAAAUGAUGGGACCUCCCACACCACACACCCCAUCCCCCUUGCUCAAGGGGGAAAUAAAUGCUCCUUUUUCAGCGGAAAAAUCUAAGCCUGAGCGGGGCUCAAACCUCCUCCUGUCAGGCUGCAAAGCAUGGGAGGGAAGAGCUUUAACCGAUUGAGCUAUUGGAUCGAUGUGUGUGUGUGUGUGUGUGUGUGUGUGUGUGUGUGUGUGUGUGUGUUUUCACACAUCAGUAAGCUGUGGGAGCAGUACAUUUCUUGAUGAUAGUAAUGGAUAGGAAUUCUGUUUAAGAUAUGCUAAGUGCAUAAUAAAAAAUAUGCUACACACUAUGAUCCAAGAAAACCUCUUGAUUACUGCAUACCAGCUUAAUAUCUUGAUAAAGCACUUUGAGAUCUCUUAGGAUAUGCUACAUGCAUAAUGAGUAAUAUAUUAGACACAUUAUGAUUCAAGAAUAACUCUUAUUAAAGAACUUCAAGAUUUCAACGGAUAAAAAAGUUCUUAACUAGACAAAACAGAUGUGCUCACAUUCAUGUAAUUAUAAAAAGAUAAAGGUAAGGUUGGAGGCAUAAAGUACACCAAAAAUGUGCAUGGCCUCGGUGCUCAGCAUUAUCACAUUGGCCCUUGACCUAGUAGCAGGAAAAAACAUUACCUCAGGACACGGCCAGUGUGACACCUGGGUUACCACAGUUUACCUUUCCCAGGUUUCCCCAGGUACCCAUUUAUUGACCAGUCCAAAAGGGAGGAUGAACAGCUGGGUGGGCUGUGUGCUGACUGCCCAGGCCGGGAUUCAAACCCAGGCCCAUGAAUUUGUAGCUAGCCAUACUAACCACUUCACCACAGAGGCAAAUGUACUACUGUAAUAUUGAGCAUGCUUACAAUGCAACAUUUUCACCUAUUUGUGAAUAAAAAUCAUCACUUAUG
Molecule: messenger RNA, 6723 nt
Organism: Eriocheir sinensis (Chinese mitten crab)
Lineage: Eukaryota; Metazoa; Arthropoda; Malacostraca; Decapoda; Varunidae
Product: mucin-2-like
Exons: 3
Coding region: 74-1603 (509 amino acids)
Source: RefSeq, a predicted model, not a curated record